This is a messenger RNA of Dendrobium catenatum, 1608 nucleotides long. RefSeq names its product heavy metal-associated isoprenylated plant protein 37. Bases 282 to 1247 code for a protein of 321 amino acids. The record is from RefSeq and is a predicted model, not a curated record. NCBI's taxonomy places the organism in Eukaryota, Viridiplantae, Streptophyta, Magnoliopsida, Asparagales, Orchidaceae. The transcript is spliced from 6 exons. Gene Ontology annotation, molecular function: metal ion binding.
UUUUUUUAAAAAGGAGACAGGAAAGGCAGCACAAGGACAUGGCUAUGCGUAGAAGUAGGGGGAAGGCCUGUCAAGUCGCUGUUGCUCUUUUACUGAAAAUUUUCCUGAAUUUAGCGUCAAAUCACAUCAUCUUCUCUCUCUCUUCAGGUUCUUGGGUUAGAGGGAUGAAGCUCUUAUUGCUGUGAAAGUUGGAGGAAUCUAGGGGAAGACUCUUCUCUCUUAACAGAUCUUUUUUCUCAGGGAUUGAUAGUGAGUUUUGGUCUUCUCAGAGGAGCAGUAAAAUGACUAAAGAUGAAGACUUUAAGCUUCUCAAGAUCCAGACCGUUAGCCUCAAAGUGAACUUACACUGUGAUGGCUGUAAGCAGAAUGUGAAGAAGAUCCUUCAAAAAAUUGAAGGGGUCUACACAGUCACCAUUGAUUCAGAGAAGCAGAAAGUUACAGUCUCAGGAAAUGUGGAUUCAGCCACUCUUAUAAAAAAACUGGCAAAAUCUGGGAAGCAUUCAGAGCUCUUGAAUCAGAAACCCAACAACUCCACAAAUAAUCAGAAUCACAAACCAAAUAACAAUCCUAAGUCACAUCAGUAUCAGCCCAUCAAAGAUAACCCUUCCAAGAAAAAUAAUGGUAAUGUCAACAACAACAACAAUAAACCUCAAGCAACCCAACCCCUCCUGCAAGGUCUCAAGGCUUUCAAGAACCAGCAAACUAAGUUCGAUUCUUUCAGCUCUGAUGACGAAUUCAGCGAUGAAGACGAUGAAGAUGACCUUAACUUUAUAGGCCAUAAGUUGAACCUUUUGAAACAAGCAAAUCCAGGAACAAAUGCAAAGAAGAAUGGUAAGAAAGAGGGAGGGUCCAAGUCCAACCAUGACAAUGGAGGGAUGAUGAAGAAUCUAAAUUGUUCAGAGUUCAAAGACUACAUGAAUGCCACAACGAGCAAUGGGAUUAUGGGAUUUGGAGCUCUUCAAGGCCUCAAUAAAGGCUUCCCUCCAACUGUUACGAACUUCAAUGGUAGCCAUGGCAAUCCAUCUUCCAUUAUGAUGAAUCCAAGUAGCUUAUACAGCAAUGGAAAUUUGCAGCCACAGGUUAUGUAUAAUAGAUCUCCUCAGAUCCCUCCCUACACUGGCUUCUACUCCCACCCUUAUUACUAUAACAUCAACAACUAUAAUAACAGCACAAGUCAUCAAUCAGAGGACUAUGGAGCUUAUAAUUACAGUAGUGAUGAGGACAGAAGCAGUUGUGCUGUCAUGUGAGUGGAGAGGAAAAAAGGAAGAAGAUGUGUUUCUAUUAUGAAGUAUGUGAUGAGUACUUAGUACUGUUCAUUUUGUCUAUCUUUUUUUUUUUUUUCUUGCUGGUGCUUUGCAAUAUCUUUCUAUUUUAGUUGCAGUUAAAACUAAGGGUGUUCUAUCCUGUCAUGCCAACAGAAUUCUCUCUUUGUGAGCAGUGAAUUGAUUCUCUGUGCUCCACUUUGUGAGAUUUGAGGGAUGAUAAAAAAUCUGUAGUUGUCAUGUUCAUGUGAUCAAAGGAGGAGAAAUGGUUAUGUAUGGAUUACAAUACAUAAGCAUAUAUUCGCUGCGUAUUGUGUAUAUAGUUAUCUACACGCUUACAGCGUAA